Molecule: messenger RNA, 2289 nt
Organism: Kogia breviceps (pygmy sperm whale)
Lineage: Eukaryota; Metazoa; Chordata; Mammalia; Artiodactyla; Physeteridae
Source: RefSeq, a predicted model, not a curated record
AUGGAGGUGCUGGUCCUGGCCGGAUACAUGAGCGCGCAGAAAGAGGACGAGCUGAGUCUGGCGCCCGGGGACGUGGUCUGGCAGGUGUGCAAGGGGCCCGCACGGGGCUGGCUGCGCGGAGAGCUGGGGGGCCGUUGUGGCCUCUUCCCCGAGUGCCUGGUGCAGGUGAGACCCCUGAGACUCCGCGGUUCGGGGGAGGCGCCGAGACCGCGCUGUGCGGGCCGCCGAGGUGAAAGCCAGGGCUGUGGGCGGGCGCGCGCAGCUCCCCCCUCCCCAGGUGCUCCAGAUCGCCGAGACGGAAGCGGCUUUGGGCGGGACUGCGUGGCCUCUGUGCGGCCCGUGAUUGGUUCUCGAGUACAAUGCUCCGCCUUUGGGCGGGGCCUGGAGGUAACAAGGGGUCACCCCGUCGAAUCUCCGGGACCCCAAAGAUGGUGCAAAGUGAACUUCAGCUACAGCCCGGAGCAGGCGGACGAGUUGAAGCUGCAAACUGGGGAGAUUGUAGAAGUGAUAAAGGAGAUUGAGGAUGGCUGGUGGCUGGGGAAGAAGAACGGGCAGCUGUGAGCCUUCCCAUCCAACUUUGUGGAGUUGCUGGACAGUGGGCCCCCAAGCCUUGGUAACCCAGACAUGCCUUCAAUCAACCUUGGUCCCCAGCGGCCUCCCAAGCUGAGCAUCCUGACCUAUGACAGCCCUCCAGACUACCUGCAGACAGUCUCCCACCCUGAGACCUACAGGGUCCUGUUUGACUACCAUUCCGGGGCCCCAGAGGAGUUGGCGCUGCGGAGGGGGGAUGAUGUGAAAGUACUGAGGAAGACCACAGUGGAUAAGGGCUGGUGGGAAAGAGAGUCUCAAGGCAGAAGAGGACUUUUCCCAGAUAACUUUGUGCUCCCACCACCCCCAAUCAAGAAGCUGGUCCCAUGGAAAGUGGUAUCCUGGGAAUCAGCUCCUAUUAAGGAACCCCAAAAGAUGAUACCCAGAACAGCCCUCCCUACGGUCAAGAAGCUGGUGACAGCCCCGACUGGGCCAAGCAAAGCCAAGCCAUCUUGGACACCCGGUGGAGACGGUCUGAAGCGCCCUUCCCGAAACUCCAGCUCCAGCAGCAGUUUCCUCAGUGGGUGUCCAGGCCAGAGUCGCAGAAAGCGAGCCAAAACCCAGGCUUCACAGCAACACUCUGCAGCCAGUCAGGGCGAAGAGCAGAGCAGCCUAACAAAGGCCCUGGGGGCUGCUCGUGUGAAUAAAACCCCAACUCUGCACAAGACCCCCAGCCUAGAGAAGACCCCAUCUCCGGAUAAGGCCGGCAGCCCAGAGAAGACCUCAUCUCUGGACAAUGCCCGCAGCCCAGAGAAGACCUUGUCUCCAGAUAAGGCCCCCACUCCAGAGGAAUCCCUAACUCCAGAUAAGGUCCCUAUCCUAGAGGAGACCCCAACUCUGGAGGACAAAGCCCCCAGACCAGACAGGGUCUUUUCUGUGCAUGAGGCCCCAGUCCCAGAAGUCCCACCUGGUCCAAAGAUGGCCCCUCCUGGGGACGAGGCCCACACCCUAGGAAAGGUCUUGACCACCAAACAGGUGCUCUCUGAAGAGGCCUCCACCUGAGACAACACUCAGUUCUAUCACUUCUCUCUGGAGGAAGCCCUGCUAAAGGCCAGGUCUCUUGAGGCCAGUGAGGCUCAAUCCCAAGAGGAGGUUCACAUGCCAGAGGGGCACCCCCUCUGCAUGGUGAAACGUCCCCUGGAUAAGAGGGACAGCUCCCCUCUCCAGUCCGAGUCCAAGUCCAAGUCAGGGUCCAUGGCUGCCCUUGAGAAGGCCUACCCCCAGGAAGAGGCUACCACUCUCCUGGAGGAGGCACCAGCGAAGGAUGAGGCUACCCCCAAAGAGGAGGUGUCCCCCGAAGAGGUAUUCCCUGCUCAGAAGAAUCCACAUCCUAUCGUGCUGACUCCAGAGCCCCAAAUGACUCCCACCCUCCACUCCUUGGUCCCGCAAAAUCUCACAGAUAGCAAAAGUGACAGAGACGACAUGGUGAGGAUAAAGGACGAGGUGGAGGCUUUAAGGAGGUCGCUGGAGCUGACUGACAUCUGGGAGGAGCUGAAGAGCGAGAGGGAGAAGCGCGUGUUGCUGGAGGUCCAGAUGACGCAGAGGACCCAAGAGUCCCGGAACCUGGGCUCUAUCCAGGCGCAGACGCAGACACACUGAGGGUGGGCCCGGGAGGGACUACAGCGGGACCUGGAGCGAAGUCGGGCUCCGGCCACCCACGUCCUUGCACACGAUUUUGGGAAACGCAAGGAAGUAAACUCU